Salvelinus fontinalis (brook trout) is the source of this 3660-nucleotide messenger RNA. Its product is annotated as kinase suppressor of Ras 1-like. Gene Ontology annotation, biological process: protein phosphorylation. Gene Ontology annotation, molecular function: ATP binding; protein kinase activity. Bases 219 to 2711 code for a protein of 830 amino acids. Lineage: Eukaryota; Metazoa; Chordata; Actinopteri; Salmoniformes; Salmonidae. The record is from RefSeq and is a predicted model, not a curated record. The transcript has 20 exons.
CGCCCAGGAGAGGAGUUGAGAUCUCACAGUGUUUUUGACAGUGGUUUGGAGCACUAGGGAUAUCACUGGGACAUUAGAGAAGAGGCUACAACACAACAGGGUCCAUAAGGAGCACAUGGUCUCCUUCCAUCCUUUCUCAUUCUCAUCCGCUCUCCAUCUCUCUCUCUCUCUCUGUCCAGGCUGUACCAGUGAAGCUGUCCCUGGAUGCUUUGCUGCAGAUGUCCAGUUGUCAGGUGCAGGACACCAUGAGACGGCUGGGCUCCAACCCAGAGGAGUGUUCUCGACUCACCGUUGCCCUCUCCUGCCUGAAGAAUGCCACUGAGACAGGUGGGGACAUCAGGGAAGACACAGGAACCUUGAUAUCAGAGUCGCCCCACCGUGACAGUAACACAUUACCUCCUCCGGACCGUCGCCCCUCCACCCCCGCCACACUACCCCGUGGCCCCAUCCUCAGUCCACACACCCACGCCCGUUCUGUCUCUGUGACUGUUGUACCCUGUGUGGACAAUAAGGGGCAUCAAGUCUACACAGGCAACAUGACGGACACUUUCCCCUCCUCGUCGCUGCUCCUCUCCAAUUUCCCUCCCUCCAAGAGACGCACCAAGCACCCCCCACGCGCGCCCCCACCCCCCUCCCGAAUGCUGCUGCAUCUCCCCUUCAACAUCACCCUCACACGCAGCAAGAGCCACGAGUCACAGCUGGCCAAUCGCAUAGAAGAGCCAGUGCCCAACAACAAGAGGGGGAAGAAGAACAAGCUGCUCCUGAACGUGCACAUCAAUAGUAGCAGUGGGAACGGGUGUGAAGACUCCGCCCACACCCCUGGUCCGGCCACCACCCCCUACACCCUCCCAGGCACCCCCACGCUGCUUGAACAUAACCUGGCAUUGCACCGGGGGUCUCCACAGAUAAUGAGGAGAGAUAUCGGCCUCUCUGUAACACACAGGUUUUCAACCAAAUCCUGGCUCUCACAGACAUGCCAGGUGUGUCAUAAGAACAUGAUGUUUGGUGUUAAGUGCAAACACUGCAAGUUAAAGUGCCAUAACAAAUGUACCAAAGAAGCCCUUCCCUGCAGGAUAUCUUUUCUCCCACUCCCGCAAAUCCGCCGGGCAGAAUCUGUACCAUCCGAUAUCAAUAAUCAAAUUGACUGUACGGCAGAGUUACCAAUCCAGUUUGGCACUUUACCUAAGGUGCUAACCAAAAAGGACUACCCUCCCAUGCUGAGCCAGAUGGAUUCCAGCAGUAACCCCUCCUCCACCACUUCCUCUACACCCUCCUCGCCCACCCCCUUCCAGCAGAGCAACCCCCCCAGCGUCACCGCCACACCGCCCCCCAAUCCCUCGCCCAGACCCCAGGGGCCCCGAGAUAGCCGAUUCCACUUCCCAGCUGGCUGUUAUUUACAACCUAGACAACAGUUUAUCUUCCCUGACGUUUCCUCUUCACCGUAUCCUGUUGGACUAGACUCUGAAGGCCACCAUGGCACUGGAGACACACAGCAACUGGCCCAAUCAGAACCUCCAUCUCAGGGACAGGAAGGAGGAUCGGAAGAGGAGGCAGAAGAGGAGGAAUACCUAGGAGAGGAGGAUGAGGGAAAUGGUAGCAGGGAGAGCAGAGAGAAGGGCCACACAAAUGGAGAGUGUGAUGGGGACGAGUUAGAGGACCUGCCCAGCUACCGGGGCAGGAUGGCCGGGGGCCGAUGGAGGGGACCCAUCUCCCGUAAGGCCAGCCAGACCAGCGUGUACCUGCAGGAGUGGGACAUCCCCUACGAGCAGCUGGAGCUGGGGGAGCUCAUUGGCAAAGGCCGUUGGGGGAAGGUGCAUAAGGGGCGCUGGCAUGGAGAGGUGGCCAUCCGGCUGCUAGAGAUAGAUGGUAAUAAUCAGGACCACCUGAAGCUGUUUAAGAAGGAGGUGAUGAACUACAGGCAGACCCGCCACGAGAAUGUGGUCCUCUUCAUGGGGGCCUGCAUGGCCCCGCCACACCUCGCCAUCAUCACCAGUUUCUGCAAAGGUCGGACACUAUUCUCUGUUGUAAGAGAUGCCAAGAACACACUAGACAUCAACAAGACAAGGCAGAUUGCUCAGGAAAUUGUUAAGGGUAUGGGCUACCUUCAUGCUAAAGGAAUCGUUCACAAGGACCUGAAGUCCAAGAAUGUGUUCUAUGACACAAACAAAGUGGUAAUCACAGACUUUGGUCUUUUUGGAAUGUCUGGAGUGGUACAAGAGUACCACAAGAGGCGAGAGAACGAACUAAGGCUCCCUCAUGGCUGGAUCUACUACCUGGCCCCUGAGAUUGUUCGCAGGAUGGGUACUGGGAACCAUGAGGACCGCCUGCCUUUCUCCAACGCUGCAGACGUCUACGCCUUUGGCACCAUUUGGUACGAGCUGCAGGCCCGUGGCUGGCCACUCACCAACCAGCCGGCAGAGGCCACCAUCUGGCAGGUGGGCAGCGGAGAGGGAAUCAAGAAGGUCCUGGCAAAGGUCAGCCUGGGCAAGGAGGUCACGGAGAUACUGUCUGCCUGUUGGUCCUUCAAGCCAAAAGAGCGUCCCUCCUUCACCCAGUUGACUGACAUGCUGGAGAAGCUGCCGAAGCUCAACCGCAGGCUCUCCCACCCAGGACACUUCUGGAAGUCAGCCGAGCCCUGGGUUCAUCAUCAUUGCCUGCGGGACCAUUGCACUAAGGGCCUGCAGUCUCGCUGCCCCUACAUAUACAAAUAACACAUCUCUCAGUGGCAACUUGUGCUUAUCAAUUCUAAGGAAUAGCCUGUUUGGUAUUAGAUUCAGAGGAAUUCAGAAGAAUGGACUACCCUGCAUAAUGAUAUCAACUGGUAUCACAGCCAAUAGAGUAACCAAUAUAUAGAGUAAUGUAUCUUUGUCAACUUGCUAAAUGUACCAUAAUGCACUGCCUGGGUUGUUUGUUAGUUUGUUGUUCUUUGCCUAACUGCAGUUCAUGUAUUGACAUUUUGGUACUAGUAGUGGCUAAUGCAAACAGUCUAGUCUAACCGCUUGCUUUCUUUAAAUUUACCUCUCUCUCUCUCACGCUCGCUCUGUACUCUCUCUCUAGCUUGCUCUGUUCUCUCUUUUCCGCUUUCUCUCUCUCUUUUUCUCUCUCUCACCCUACAACUUAGGUUCUAGCCUUCAGUAUGCAAGAGGAAGCAAUACUAUGAGGUUCAAUGUCAAAUGUUGAUUUGCCUCUUGUGCACUCUGUGCCUGUGUCAGCAUGCCCUGUGUGUGUGAAUAGGGACAUGUGUGCAUGCUUGUUUGGUUGGUAGCUGAAUGUAAUAUGCUGGACAUCCAGAGGUUAACCCUGUGAAAGACUGUAGUGAUUGAAUGUUAGCAGUGAUAACAACACAAAGAUAAAUGUAUUCAAUAUAUAAAUAUAUAUAGAAUUGUUUUAUUUAAUGUACAGAUAACAUUUAUUUUAUUAUGUAUACAAAGUCUUUAUAUUACAUUGUACGUUACAUUAUAGGUACUUCACAUCUAAUUAUGUAGAGCUUCAAAACCUAUUUUUCCCUCACAAACACUGUGUAAACAAAUUGUACAUUACUUAAAGAUGGGUUGGUGUUUCUUAUGUCAUAAGAAUGUAUAUUUUUGUACAGAUUGUGGCUACACUCUGAAAGAGUUUCUGGUUUCCUCAGUGAAAGAUAAUAAAACUAAACUCACGUCA